ACAAGCUUCGGCGCCAGACUCGACGCGACAUCAACUUCAUCAGAUCCUAUGGGCAAUAUGGGAGAGCGAGGAUCUUGAUGUGGCAACCAAGGAGUUGAAGAUGGAAGUGUUGUAUCUCGCUGAUGAUAUGGACGAUGCCAUCGACGACUUCAUCCACAGCAUGGAGAGUUGGAAGAAGGCUAAUGGGUGCUCCCGCUCCAUAGAGGCCAACACCCAGACAAGCCCUUUCCAAGAUCUGAAGAAAAGAGCCAUUGAUGUGUCUGAGCAGUUCCACAACAAGUGGAAGACCAAAGCUACGUGCAGUUUAUUUUCAAGGAAAAAUUCCGUCUCAGGCACCAGCAAGCCGAAGCCCCGGGCUCCCUUUGUCCUCGCCGAUAAGUCACAACUUGUUGGUAUGGACGUGCCAAGGGAUAGGCUCAUCAAACACCUGGUAGGAGGAGAGGAGAGCACACAUAUCAAAAUGGCAUCCAUUGUUGGAAUGGCCGGCAUGGGGAAAACAACCCUUGCCCGCCUUGUGUACGAGGCGAUUGAAAACAAGUUCCAGGCCUGGGCUUUUGUGUCAGUCAAUCCAGGAGGUAACAUCAAGGAUGUUCUCACAAGUAUUCUCCAACAAGUGGGAGCUGUACUGCCCUCUCGCGCCCGUACAGAGAAGUGCCUCAUCAACACCAUAUCAGAGUUCCUCAAGGAGAAAAGGUACAUGGUCAUAAUUGAUGAUAUUUGGCAUGGUGGAGAAUGGGAAACAAUCAGAAGAUCUCUUCCACUGAAUACUCUGGGCAGCAGAAUUGUCACAACAACUCGUAUUAAUGCUAUAGCUGAGAAGUGGCGUGAUGAUUUUGAUGCCUUGAUCUAUAAAAUGGACACUGAAUGGGAUUAUGUUCGUGAAAUAUGGGCCUACAUAAUUGGUGAGGAAGAUGUUGCCGCUGGGAUGGUAGCAAAGUUUGACAUGGUUGCCGCAGAUUUUGAUUGUGACCAUCCUGUUGUGCACAUGUGCGGUGGUAUGCCAUUAGCACUAGUCUGUAUGUUUUCAGCGUUGGCAAAGGAGCAAGAACAACAAGGGCUGCAUGUAAAGAAGGCAAGUGAUGUACAAGAUAGGAUUUGGGAAAAAGUAAAGCGAAAUGGAAUCCAGAAUACUCCAGGUUUUGAACCAUUGGUCGAGAGUUUGCAGCUGGGCUACAUCCAUCUUCCUCAUCAUAUGCUGAAGACUUGCCUUUUGUACUGCUGUAUAUACCCUGAGGGUCGGGAGAUUAAAAGGGGUCAUUUGAUGAGGAGAUGGACCGCAGAAAGAUUUGUCUGUAAAGAGGAGAUAGCAAAAGGUUAUUUUGAAGAGCUUGUUAACAGGGGAUUGAUUCCGUUUGUAAAGAAAAGAUACAGUCAGAACUAUGGCAAAUACAGAGUGCACCCCGUGAUGCGAAAUUUCCUUAGAUGCAAACUCCGAGAAGACAAUUUCAUUACAUGCAGUUCUGAUAUUCCAGCGUCAUAUGCCUGCCGAAUCCGUUUGCUCUGUAUCGAUGAGGAUCCGAUGUCAGACUCAGACUCUGUAACGGAUGAUGGUCCCAUGUCAGAAAUUGAUUGGUCCCAUAUUCGGUCCCUUGUUGUGUUUGGAAGUGCCAGGAGAGCCCGCUUGGGACAGUUGAAAUGUCUGCGUGUGUUAGAUCUUCAGUUCAAUGAGGGUCUUGAGAAUGACGAUCUGAAGGAUAUGUGUGGCCUAUUCCGUGUGAGGCACCUGUUUGGCCUUCGUGGGAGGUUUAUAAGUGAGAUCCCACCAGAAAUACGGGGGCUGCAGCAUCUGGAGACUUUGGAAGUGAGGGGAACACGGAUCACAGGCCUACCCGUUGAGAUUGGAAAGCUGCAGCAUUUGAAGAACCUGGACUUGAAGCAGAACGAGUAUCUCAAGGAGGUGCCUAGGGUGAUCCGAGACCUGCAGCAUUUGGAGAAUCUUUCCUUGAAUACAACAGGCAUCACAGAGCUACCCAGGGAGAUCAUCACGAGACUACCACAAUUGAGGAGCCUUGACGUGAGUAGAAACCCAAAAAUCACCGAGUUACCCAGUGAGAUUUGGAACCUCCAGCAUUUGAGGACACUGAAUUUGGAUUUAAGGAUACCUGCAGGGCGAGAUGAUGCUGCUAGCUUGCCAUUACAGGAGCGUGAGCGCGUGCUGCCUCUGGCCUUGCUGCCGAGGAAGCUUCGGUCUGAUGUGAAAGCGGAAGAGGAGGUGGAGGAUGAGUGCAGAUACAUCGUUAGAUGA
Messenger RNA from Triticum aestivum (bread wheat), 2245 nucleotides. Its product is annotated as disease resistance protein PIK5-NP-like. The transcript is spliced from 3 exons. Gene Ontology annotation, molecular function: ADP binding. Gene Ontology annotation, biological process: defense response to other organism. Bases 101 to 2245 code for a protein of 714 amino acids. NCBI's taxonomy places the organism in Eukaryota, Viridiplantae, Streptophyta, Magnoliopsida, Poales, Poaceae. The record is from RefSeq and is a predicted model, not a curated record.